AUGCAUGAGUACCACGUGGGAAUUGUUGACGAAUCCUUUCCGUAUGAAGAUAGUGAGCUGGAAUAUCUUCGAAGACGCAGAGUUCAGCGACAUGCCAAAGCCGAUUACUCCAGAGAAAAUCUCUUCCCAAUGCCAAGCUGCAUCCGACUUUGUUCAAACUGGAAAUUUUGGGUUGUCUUAAUAAGUCUUGCCUGUAUUAUUUGCAUCAUUUUUAUUGUUAUUUGGAUAAAUUGGACCAGAUCGCGUUCUGGCAAUGUUUGGGGCGAUGAAGGACCAUUGGGGCCGGAGCAACCCCCAGCAGUUUGCUAUAAAUGCAGCAAUUAUGCUCACAUUAUGGAUGGCCGAGAGUUAAACUCUAAUAUUGAUAUUGAGCGUGGAGAAGGAGGAGGCGCAGAGGUUGGAGGAGCUCUAGGAAUAGCCGUGGAAAUCGAGGGUCCACGUCAGGAACUCUGUCAGGAGGUCGUGAAUCGAACAGCACUGGCAGAAACACAAGUGCUUAGUAAUGAUGACUGUGGAGAUAGUUUGUACAAUGGUUGUUUCAAAAUGAUCACAAAGACCUAUCGCAUGACCUCAAAUAUUGGACAUGAGCUGUUGAGUGUUACAAUUGUGACAAGAAAUUGUGUAGAAAUACCGAAAGGAUUCCCGUUGGGGUGCUAUAAAACAUUCGGUGGAGGAGGAAUGGAAAGAGAAACGUGCUAUUGCAAAGGAAAUUACUGCAAUUCAGCCUUACCAUUACAUAGUUCUCUUCUAUUGCAUUUGUUUUUGUUUACACUCGCCAAACUUUUCCGAUGA
Rodentolepis nana is the source of this 792-nucleotide messenger RNA. The record is from the annotation of a GenBank genome assembly. Lineage: Eukaryota; Metazoa; Platyhelminthes; Cestoda; Cyclophyllidea; Hymenolepididae.